Messenger RNA from Lycium ferocissimum, 2514 nucleotides. Its product is annotated as putative late blight resistance protein homolog R1A-3. The transcript is spliced from 2 exons. The record is from RefSeq and is a predicted model, not a curated record. The coding region runs from base 119 to 532 and encodes 137 amino acids. Lineage: Eukaryota; Viridiplantae; Streptophyta; Magnoliopsida; Solanales; Solanaceae. Gene Ontology annotation, molecular function: alpha-tubulin binding. Gene Ontology annotation, biological process: protein folding.
UGAAACGUUGAAGUGCGUCUGCUAUGGUCAGAAGCGGCUCUCCUUGUCAAACUGGUGUGUCUCCCUAACAUCUGUUAAGAGGCUAAUAUUAUCCGGUUGUCUUGUGCUUUCGAAAGACAUGGCAAGUCUCGCUGCAUUGCCUAACCUUGAAGUGCUUAAACUUAGAGAUAAUGAGUUUGAAGGUAAUGCUUGGAUACUAAGUGAUGAAGACGAGUUUAGUCAGCUAAAAUUUCUACUGGUUGCUGAGCCACGUCUAGUGAACUGGGAAGCUGCUAGUGUUAACUUCCCCAAUCUUCAAAAGUUAGUUUUGAGGAAAUGCAUCCGUCUCGAGGAAAUUCCAAUCAAUAUUGGGGAGAUAUGUACAUUGGAGGUGAUUGAAUUGAUCUGCUGCAGCUCUUCUGCUGAGAAUUCAGCCAAAGAAAUUCAAGAUGAACAAGAGAGCAUGGGAAAUUCUUGUCUUGAUAUUCGCGUUUAUGCUGAUGAUGAUGAAUCUUCCUCGUUGUUCGACUUCUGGAGGGCAGUACUAGAUUGAGCUUGAGUUGAUAAAUCUAUAUUUUACUGUGCUAAGUUUCUAGUUAUUGUUCCUUCAAUUAGGCAUCAUAUUUUCUUAAUAUUGUAAGUUGAACAGGAUUCUUUAUGCAUUUAUCUGUUUCUAGACUAACUUAUAGUUUGAUUCCACUGAAACUUAACUUGUAAUUUCCUGCAUAGUACUAUUACAAGCAUUUGGAGAACGUUGGAAUGCCAAAGGGUUCUGCAAUACAGAGAUCAAACUCCCUACUCAAAUCUUUAUGCAGAAGUGUUGCUUGAUUAUAUGAGAGUUAAAAAUGAAAAGCAUGUCGAAAGCUCCAUUGACUUGUGUUCAUAACUAACAUCAGUAGUAAAGUCUAAUAGCUCUUUCCGAAUGGACAUCUGAGAUAACAUCAAGUUGAGCACUACAGAAAUCUGGGUUGCUAGGGUUGCUAGUAAGUAGGAUUGUUAAGCCUUCUAGGCUCUAAUAUAGGUGAUGCCUUCCCAAGGUAUGGUCUCUUCAGUACACUGUGAGAACAGAUUCGGCAUGUUGCUCACUAAACCUCCAUAUUAUCUAACAAGUCGAGUCUUCUGUCAGUCAUAUAAAACACCAACACAAGAAAAAACUGUUGCUUAUAAAGUGUAGAUGCCCAAGAAAUCAAGCGGUUCUUGAUUUAGAUACAAUAUGGUUAUUUACCUUGAGCCAUACAAUAGCGAAUUAGCGAUGAUCGGAGCAGAGUGUGAUAUGUAACAUAUUUUCCUACCUAGCUUUAAAUUAACCCAGAAAUAUUUGAGUUGUAUAUUUUGGUGAGGUUAAAUCAUGAAAUCUACUUUUUAAUAGACAUAACGCUUUACGAUUCUUAAAAUCUCAGUUUAAGAUGUGAUCAUCCUUACUUGAGAUGUGCAAAAUUAGCAAAGAUCAGAAGAAAACAGUGACUCCCUACCUAACUCUAUAUUAAUCUAGGAUGAGUUGUCUUUUAGUAAUAUUUAGUUCGUGCUCUGGCAAAUUAAAAUGUUCUCACUGUGAAGACUUUUGAUUUACUGCGUAAUUAUUUAACUAAAGUUGUACAAAACCGACAGAAAAUGUCGAAAAUUCAUUGACAAAUUCUUCUUUAUAUACAUAAUUUGAUAUCCGAAAUUGGAAAAAAAUUGAUGUUUUCAAACGUGAACUAAGUUCAAAAUUAGGAUUACGAAUUGCUACUUUAUUCAAUAUGUUAAGCCCUAUCUCUAAACCUUCGAAGCACACCAAUUAUUGUGUUUAUAUGAAUUUAACGAACUUAAAAGUACAACCAGGUUAAUUUGAUUUUGCAAAUGUUUUUUUAUUUUUCUACCCUUUCUAGUCGACAUAGUACGAAGUACGAGAGUCAAAUUAACUAUUUCCAGUCAGAAUUCAAACAUAAAAAUUUUUGAAAUAAAAUUUAUAUAUUUAAACAAUAUGUAAUUAAUGUAAGUCGCAAUAUGUAAUGAUUCGAAUUAUUAAAAUGUAGUAAUUGUAAAAGCAUGAUCAAAGAAAUAUUAAUUUAGCCAACGCAUCAUAUCAAGUGGAACGAGAGUAAUUAACAACUGUACUUCUCAAAUCAUGUUGAAAAACUCGGAUUUUUUUUUUUUAUUUUUUUAAAAAGGAGAGGAAAAAACAUUUUGGCCAAGAAGUCCAAUUCUUAAUAAAGGUUUGGCCCGUGUUCUCCAAAGUUCCUGACAAUAAAAAGGAAGCAGCUCGACCACCUUGUAUGUUGCUUGUUGAUUUAAAAAAAAAAAAAAAAAAUCCUUUGUCAAACAAUUUUGGACCUCAGAAAAAAGCUUACUUAAAAUCCCAAAAUGUAUUUUCAAGAAUCUGCAACAGAAGAUUCAGCCAGCACCCCCCACUGCUCUCCACCCCAUCAAUUUCAAGCCCCAACAAAGGCCAAAAAAGAACAUAAUGGUUGGAACUUUUUCUGGGUCUGGAAGAUCAUUAGCUGAUACUCAUUCUUCUUCUCCAUGUUUGUGCUUGAAUUCUAGUCUUAACUCAGG